CGGUGGGACGGGCUCUGUGAGCGGGUGGGACGGGCUGUGUGAGCCGGCAACAGCAGCAGCAGCAGCAUGGGCGAGGUGUCGGAGAGGACCCUACACCUGGCCGUGCUCCUGUCCUUCACGUCGGGUCUGAUCGUGGGCUGGCAGGCCAACAUCAUGCGCCGCCGCUUCCUGGACUGGCGGAGGAGGCGGCUCCACUCUAAGCUGCUGGAGACACAGAAAAAACUGGACCUGGCUUGAGGAGGGAGAGAAGGAGAGACGGGAGCUGCAGGUUGAUAACCCGUAUCUACACAGAGAAAAUUCUGGAAUGUUAACGGUGGCUGUGAGGAAACUGAACUAAUCAACUUUGCAGAGUAUCGUGCAUCACUCUUGCUGAAGCCAGCGACUCCCCUUUGUUGCCUGAAGUGUUUUACUACUGCGUCAACUGUUGAUCAUGGUGCAAAUGAAUAGAAAUGGUGCUCGAAAUACUCCCUUUUUAUGUACAAACUGAUUUACCAUUUCUCACUUUCAAAUAAGACAUGUUUUUUGAAAAAUUAGUUUUGUGUGUGUGCGCGUGUGUGUGUGUGUGUGUGUGUGCGCAUCUGAAAUGACAAAUACUGACCCCGAGUUCCCAGUCAAAGUCAAUUUUAUUGGUCACAUGCACCCGAAGGUGCAGUGAAAUGAAUUUGCCAGCAGCGAUACACUUAAAAAGAACACACAAUACACAAUAAGAUUUAACACAAACAUCCAGCACAGCAUUCUUCACUGUGGUGGAAGGCAACAAAGUUCAGUCAGUCCACCUCCUUUGUUCACCCGUGGUUGGGGUCAUAGCAUUGUUCCUCCUCAACAAGGGCGGCACGGUGGUGCAGCGGGUAGAGAUGCUGCUUCACAACGCCAGAGACCCGGGUUCCAACCUGACUACGGGUGUUGCCUGUACGGAGUUUGUACGCUCUUGCCGUGACCACGUGGGUGCUCCGGUUUCCUCCAACACAACCAAAGACGUACAGUUCUGUAGGUUAAUUGGCUUUGGGUAAACAAAUUGUAAAUUGUCCUAGUGUGUGUAAGAUAGUGUUAGUGUACGGGGAUCGCUGGUGGGCUGAAGGAUGAAGCCUGUAUGAUUCCCUAACCCCAAAGGGCCUGUCCCUCUUGGCGAUUUUUUCGGAGACUGGCGGUAUCAUUGACUGACGUAUAAGGUCACUGAAAAAUUUGCGUCGUGACGCGGAGGUGAUGUGGCGGUGAUGCGGUGUGAUGACGUGUCGACGCGCGGUGUUGUUUCAAGUGUCGCAACAUUUUUUUUGUCGCCGCUGGAUUUUGAAAUGUUCAAAAUCUUUUGGCGACCCUGAUAUGGCGCCGGCAGUCGCCGAAAAUAUCGGCAAGUGGGGCAACAGGCCCUUAACUGUGAGUGUGCUGCAUGUAAUUCGCCAGCCCUGAUCACAUUUGAAGUUAUACAAUAGUUAGAUUUUCCUUUUUCGGUCAAGAUUUGUUGUUAUAAGUUGCAGUGGUUGUUACUGCUAAUAGUUUUGUGUCUAUUUACACUGACCUGUGUGUGGUUCUCAAUUAUUACUGGGAAAGGAAUGGUGUGAUUUUUGUUUUGUUUGUUUUGGUUCUUGGGUUCUACCUAACAAAUCUCAGGACUAACGUUGCACAAAACAUGCUGCAUGGAGCACUAGGUAGAUGUGAGGGGAUAUCUUGGGUGUGGGCCCAAUCAGUGUAAACACUGUUCAAAUAAAGCAGGGAUUUGUUGUUACAG
Molecule: messenger RNA, 1726 nt
Organism: Leucoraja erinaceus (little skate)
Lineage: Eukaryota; Metazoa; Chordata; Chondrichthyes; Rajiformes; Rajidae
Product: mitoregulin-like
Exons: 2
Coding region: 67-237 (56 amino acids)
Biological process (GO): positive regulation of mitochondrial membrane potential
Cellular component (GO): mitochondrial inner membrane
Source: RefSeq, a predicted model, not a curated record